Nerophis lumbriciformis (worm pipefish) is the source of this 1815-nucleotide messenger RNA. Lineage: Eukaryota; Metazoa; Chordata; Actinopteri; Syngnathiformes; Syngnathidae. The record is from RefSeq and is a predicted model, not a curated record.
AUGCCGUACAUCAAUCAGGAGGCGGCGCCAGAGACCGUCUACAUUAAAGAAGAAGAACAGGAUGAUGAAAUUCCCAAGUUUCCAGUGACUUUCAGUGUGAACAGUGAAGAAGAUGAAGGUCCUUGUGGAGCAGCGAAACAAUCGAGCGACGGGUUGUUUCAAUAUCUGACAACAAAAGAAGAGGGACAGUCGCAACUGGACGAGCUGUUAGCUCCAUUUUUGGACAGCGACGACAUUACAUCAGACUCAGACUUUAACACUGAUGAAGAGGAUGAUAACUUUGACAACAAUGCUUUGAAAUCCUUCAACGAGCCAUCUUUGAAAAGCGACACAAAAGACGGCGCAGGCCAGCCUGGCGAGGACAGUGACGAAGGUGGGAAUUGGGAGGAGGAUGUGGAUGACGACGAAAGUCAAAAUGAGGAGCAGGAAGAGGAGGAGGAGCACGCUCAAGGGGACGACGACGAACGAUUAUGGAGGUCCAUAAACAAAAAAAUAAUUUGGUCUCCCACCCACGAGAUGUCCCGGGAUUUUGUCCCGCCGACACUUCCCUCUCCCGGACCGACGAAGUACGCGAUCUCUAGAAUUAGCAGCCCAAUCACGGCAUUUGAUUUAUUUUUUCCCGACAAUAUCAUGGAUCACAUUUUGAAAAUGACGAACCUGCAAGGGUGCAGGGCUAUUACGGGCUGGACCAAGCUAACCGCGCAGGAGCUGCGUGCGUAUUUAGGACUGCUCAUUCUUGCAGGGAUGUACCGGUCCAGAAACGAAUCAACGCUCAGCCUGUGGGACAAAGACCUCGGCAGACCGAUCUUUGUCCAAACAAUGUCGCACGGCAGAUUUGGCCAGAUAAACCGUGCGCUAAGGUUCGAUGACAAGCUGCUCCGGCCACGACGUCACCACAGUGACAAGCUCUCGCCCAUUAGUGACAUCUGGAUCAAGUGGAAUGACAUCCUCCCCAAGCUCUACAGCCCUGGAAGAGACAUUUGCGUGGACGAGCAGAUGGUGUCAUUCAGAGGCCGCUGCUCGUUCAAGCAGUAUAUGCCAUCCAAGCCGGUGAAAUAUGGAAUCAAGGUGUGGGCGCUUUGUGACGUGGAGACUUCCUAUGCGUUGAAACUGGAGGUAUACACGGGAAAGCCUCCAGGGGACACGCGCACCUCAAAUGUGGGCAUGGGCGUGGUGCUGCGCCUGUGUGAUUCUUUCGAAGGGCACACUGUCACGACCGACAACUUCUUCACUUCUUUCCCACUGGCCGAAGAAUUGAAAAAGAAAAAAAUUGCAUUGGUCGGCACCCUGAGAAAGAACAAAGGGGAGCUUCCUCCAGCACUCCUUAGAAUAACCUGCAGGCAGCCACUCUCAAGCUUGUUUGCAUUCACAAAAAAUAUGGCCCUCGUGUCAUAUGUCCCGAAAAGAGCGGAAAAUUUUCUGGUGCUGAGUACGAGGCACCGCACGCCAGAGGUUCCAGAGGGAGCACUCAAGAAGCCACAAAUUAUUCUGGACUACAAUAGAUGCAAAGGAGCGGUUGACCACUUGGACCAGGUAAGAAUAACUUACUCCUGUCGUCGGCGGGCACUGAGGUGGCCCAUGUGUCUGUUCCACUACAUGGUGGACAUUUCUGCCUACAACGCUUUUGUGUUGUUCAGUAAUGUGAAGCCGGAUUGGAGCCGCGCAAAGCUGUUUCGGCGACGGCUGUUUUUACUGGAGGUGGCCAAGGCCCUGGUCACGCCAGAAAUCACACGCAGACAGAGGUGGAGGUCCAGCAACACAUGUGGCCCCACCAAAGCCCCAUCUGAAGCGGAAGCAGUGUGGGCUGUGCACUGA